CGCUAUAUCUCUAUCGCGAGCUUCGGGGAGUCAAUGACUGUGCUGCUCUUUGAAUACGUUUUUCCGAUGCGAAAUCGCAGCCACUGCAACCCUGCCCCUUGGCAUCAUGGACGAAAUGCUUGCCGAAGCUAUAAGAGAUUCGCCGGCCUCUGUCCAUCAUUUGUUUCACUUGAAGCAUUAUACACUCAACAGAUAGAUACCUCGUGAUCUACAACAGAAUACACGCCACAAACAACUUCAAUACAUAAAGCCGACCUAUCACUAUGGACAUCCUACCCCGAGCAAACGACGUCCUCAAUGUCAACCCUCCAGCCGGAGUGGACGAAGCCCUGUCUCUGCAUGGCUCGGACUGGCUUUGGGCUGUCACGGCCAUUUAUGCAGUCUGUUUCCUCGGCUUGUUAGUCCUCUGCUUCGUCGCCCCUCCUAGCAAUCGAGUCUUCCACUAUACCUUCACCAUGGCCCUCCUCGUCGGCACCGUGACCUACUACGCCCAAGCUUCUGAUCUAGGUUGGAGCGCCGUGGAGCAAGUCAACCAGCUCAGCCACGGCUCGACCCGCCAAAUCUUCUACGCCAAAUACAUCAACUGGGUCGUCACCUUCCCAUCGCUCGCUCUAUCACUUGGUCUACUAGCAGGAGUCUCAUGGACGACUAUUAUCAGCAACAUCUUCCUUGCCUGGUUCUGGGUCCUCACAUACCUUGCUGCCGCAUUCACAACCACCAACUACAAAUGGGGCUUUUUUGCCUUUGGCACGUUUGCAUGGAUUAUCCUCUCAAUGAGUACGCUUAAUGAGAGUCAUGAAUCAGCCUCUGCCCUUGGGAUUGGUCGCGACUACCGGAUCCUGUCUGGGUGGUUGAAUUUCUUGUGGCUGUUGUAUCCUGUUGCUUUUGGGUUAAGCGAUGGCGGGAAUCUCAUCAGUGUUACUGAUAGCUUCAUCUUCUUUGGCAUUCUGGACUUACUGAUGUUGCCGGUGUUGAGUUUUGCGUUUGUGGUUUUGGGUCGCAAGUGGGACUUUGGAAAGCUGAAUAUCGCCUUUAGUGAGUACCGUGGGCAUCGACCGGGUGAGACAUUGAUCAAGGAUGAUGUUCCGGAGGCGAAUGAGAUUGCUGCGAGCUCUUAGUGACUGAUGGAGAACUAUUAGCCGUCAGAUUCCAGUGGGCUUGGCUUUGGAAGGCCAGAGGGAGGCGGGUUAUAGUGGAUACAACUUUACUCUUG
Molecule: messenger RNA, 1213 nt
Organism: Aspergillus ibericus CBS 121593
Lineage: Eukaryota; Fungi; Ascomycota; Eurotiomycetes; Eurotiales; Aspergillaceae
Product: opsin family protein
Exons: 2
Coding region: 264-1118 (284 amino acids)
Cellular component (GO): endoplasmic reticulum; plasma membrane
Source: RefSeq, a predicted model, not a curated record